CGCCCCCAUCGACAGGCUCAGGCCCUUCUACUUUGGUCUUGUCUGGAGAGCGAGAGCGAGCGCUCUUGGGAGACACUUGGGCCAGCGGCGGUCGAUUAGUCAGGCCUCGGAAAGAUGGCGUCCUCGGAGCGGGCAGAGCAGCCGAACCAGCCAAGCUCUUCUCCAGGAAGUGAGAAUGUGGUGCCUCGAGAGCCAUUGAUUGCCACAGCAGUGAAGUUCCUACAGAAUUCUCGGGUCCGGCAGAGCCCACUUGCAACCAGGAGAGCAUUUCUUAAGAAGAAAGGGCUGACAGACGACGAGAUUGACCUGGCUUUCCAGCAGUCCGGCACUGCUACAGAUGAGCCUCCAUCCUUGGCCCUGGCUACGCCAGUGGCCCCCAUCCAGGCCCCCCACCUCAUCCCACAGCCAUACAGCCCCGGAAGUUCCCGAUGGCGAGAUUACGGUGCCUUGGCCAUCAUCAUGGCAGGAAUUGCAUUUGGCUUUCAUCAGCUCUACAAGAAGUACUUGCUGCCCCUCAUCCUGGGAGGCCGAGAGGACAGGAAGCAGCUGGAGAGGAUGGCGGCGAGUCUCUCCGAACUGAGUGGCAGCGUGGCCCAGACAGUGACUCAGGUACAGACGACGCUGGCCUCUGUCCAAGAGCUUCUGAGACAGCAGCAGCAGAAGGUCCAAGAGCUGGCCCAUGAACUGGCUGCUGCCAAGGCCACCACAUCAACCAACUGGAUCCUGGAGUCCCAGAAUAUCAAUGAGCUCAAGUCGGAAAUCAACUCCUUGAAAGGGCUUCUUCUGAAUCGGAGGCAGUUCCCCCCCUCCCCAUCAGCCCCGAAGAUCCCCUCCUGGCAGAUCCCAGUGAAGUCACCGUCACCCUCCAGCCCCGCGGCCGUGAACCACCACAGCAGCAGUGACAUCUCCCCCGUCAGCAACGAGUCCACGACAUCCUCUCCUGGGAAGGAGAGCCACAGCCCUGAGGGCUCCACAGCCACCUACCACCUGCUGGGCCCCCAAGAGGAGGGUGAGGGGGUGGUAGAUGUCAAGGGCCAGGUGAGGAUGGAGGUGCAGGGUGAGGAGGAGAAGAGGGAGGACAAGGAUGAGGAGGAUGAGGACGAUGACGUGGGCCAUGUGGAUGAGGAAGGCGUCCUUGGGGUACAGAGGGAAGACCGGCGGGGCGGGGACGGGCAGAUCAAUGAGCAGGUGGAGAAGCUGCGGCGGCCAGAGGGUGCCAGCAACGAGAGUGGGCGAGACUAGGGCUGGCGCUCGCCUGCCCACCCUUGCAGCCCCGGUACAUCGGUGGCGGGGGGCAUGAAUUGAGGCUCUGCCUCCAUGAGGGUGGCCGGCACCCAGGUAGGUGGUGAGGCUGUCCUCAGAUGCAGCAGUGUGGGGUGCAUCUCUGUUCGGCAGCCUCCCAAACACCUUCCCCAACCCCAGUGGCUCUGGCUGUUCAAGGCCAGGCGGAGGACUCCAGAGCCCUGUGCUCAAGCCCCUGUCGACCCCUCCCGGGCAGUGUCUUGUCCAGGUGUGUCCUCUGCGUAUCUUGACUACCUGACACCAUGCAUGGCCAGAGCUCAUGUCAUCUCCCGCCUCCUGUCACCUCGGUGCAGGGGGAUCUGUGGCCCCGUGGUCUUGCUGUUUCCUACUGUGCUCUGGCUUGGCCUGUGGCUUCUUUUUUGCCUGUUCCAAAAGCCAGAGCCCUGGACCUGCUCCUCAUCUAUUGACCUGCCAGGAUCCAGCCCUCUGCAAACCGGGUCCUGGCUGACAGCUGCUGCCCUUGGGCACCUGCCCAGCCCACCUGCCCUGUUGUCCUGUAUCCCACACCAGGGCAUCCUCGCUUGCUGUGGCAUGGUUUGGCUACUCGGUGGCGAGGCGUGCAGUGGGGCCGGCAGCAGGGCCUUCCUGACCAGCGGGCACGCCUGUCCUUCCCACUGAGAAACAUGUUCAUUUAUGUGAUCAUGUAUAGAUUUCAGAAUAUAAGAUAUGACUGUACAUAAUUGUAAUAAACAUGAGUUGCCAUAUUUAA
This is a messenger RNA of Phodopus roborovskii (desert hamster), 2011 nucleotides long. It is a transcript of the gene Pex14, whose product is annotated as peroxisomal biogenesis factor 14. Gene Ontology annotation, cellular component: peroxisomal membrane; peroxisomal importomer complex. The transcript has 9 exons. Gene Ontology annotation, biological process: protein import into peroxisome matrix, docking. Bases 115 to 1242 code for a protein of 375 amino acids. Lineage: Eukaryota; Metazoa; Chordata; Mammalia; Rodentia; Cricetidae. The record is from RefSeq and is a predicted model, not a curated record. Gene Ontology annotation, molecular function: signaling receptor binding.